Messenger RNA from Oryza sativa Japonica Group (Japanese rice), 7282 nucleotides. RefSeq names its product receptor kinase-like protein Xa21. Gene Ontology annotation, biological process: protein phosphorylation. NCBI's taxonomy places the organism in Eukaryota, Viridiplantae, Streptophyta, Magnoliopsida, Poales, Poaceae. Gene Ontology annotation, molecular function: protein binding; protein kinase activity; ATP binding. The record is from RefSeq and is a predicted model, not a curated record.
UGCUUGCACGAGAACAUGUACAGCCACACGAUCGAGCAGAGCUCAAAUGGCUACUACAUCAUCAGCAUGCGUUUCCAUUGCUGUACUAGUAGUAGUGCUAUCGUCCACCUCAUGCUAUUCUUCUCCAAGUCCGACGACCACCGCCAAUGGCAGCAGCGACACCGAUCUCGCCGCCCUGCUGGCUUUCAAGUCCCAGCUUACCGACCCCCUCGGCGUUCUGACAAGCAACUGGAGCACCAGCACCUCUUUCUGCCACUGGCUUGGUGUCACCUGCAGCCGCCGCCGCCGACAUCGUCGUGUCACUGGACUGUCGCUGCCACACACGCCCCUCCAUGGACCCAUCACUCCUCUCCUCGGUAACCUCUCGUUUCUCUCCUUCCUCAGGCUCACCGACACCAACCUCACGGCCUCCAUCCCAGCUGAUCUUGGCAAGCUACGCCGUCUUAGACAUCUCUGUCUAGGUGAAAACAGCCUCUCUGGUAGGAUUCCUCCUGACCUGGGAAACCUAGCAAGGCUCGAGGUUCUUGAAUUAGGCAGCAACCAACUCUCCGGUCAGAUACCUCCAGAGUUGUUGCUGCAUCUGCACAAUCUUCAGGUGAUUUCUCUAGAAGGGAACUCCUUGAGUGGGCAGAUCCCGUCUUUUCUAUUCAACAACACGCCUUCCUUGAGGUACCUAUCUUUCGGAAACAACAGCCUAUCAGGUCCUAUACCGGAUGGUGUUGCCUCCCUGUCUCAACUCGAGAUUCUAGACAUGCAGUACAAUCAGCUCUCCAGCCUAGUGCCACAAGCCCUGUACAACAUGUCCUGGCUUCGAGUCAUGGCGCUGGCAGGCAACGGGAACCUGACCGGACCAAUACCAAACAAUAAUCAGACAUUCAGGCUCCCUAUGCUACGAUUUAUUUCCCUCGCCCGGAACAGAAUCGCCGGUCGGUUUCCUGCGGGGCUUGCAUCAUGCCAGUACUUAAGGGAAAUCUAUUUAUAUAGCAAUUCUUUCGUGGAUGUUCUCCCAACAUGGUUAGCUAAAUUGUCACGACUUGAAGUAGUUUCACUGGGUGGAAAUAAGCUUGUUGGUACAAUCCCAGCUGUUCUUAGCAACCUCACCCGCCUCACAGUACUAGAGCUCUCUUUUGGCAACCUUACAGGAAAUAUUCCACCAGAGAUAGGAUUACUUCAGAAACUUGUGUACUUGCUUCUUUCAGCUAAUCAGUUGUCUGGCUCGGUACCGCGGACACUGGGGAACAUUGCUGCUUUACAGAAGCUCGUUCUACCCCACAACAACCUAGAGGGGAAUAUGGGCUUCUUGUCAUCUCUUUCAGAAUGUAGGCAGCUGGAAGACCUUAUCUUGGACCAUAAUUCUUUCGUAGGUGCCCUUCCAGACCAUUUGGGUAAUCUCUCGGCACGGUUAAUUAGUUUCAUUGCAGAUCAUAAUAAGUUGGCAGGUAGUCUUCCAGAAAAAAUGUCCAACUUAAGCAGCCUUGAACUGAUAGAUCUUGGUUACAACCAACUCACUGGGGCAAUUCCAGAAUCAAUCGCUACGAUGGGAAAUCUCGGGUUGCUUGAUGUCUCUAACAAUCACAUUUUAGGCCCUUUGCCAACACAGAUUGGCACGCUUUUGAGUAUACAACGACUAUUUCUUGAAAGGAACAAAAUCUCUGGCUCCAUACCAGAUAGCAUUGGCAAUCUUAGCAGGUUAGAUUACAUUGACUUGUCCAACAACCAGUUAAGUGGAAAGAUACCAGCAAGCUUAUUCCAACUUCAUAACCUUAUCCAAAUAAAUCUUUCCUGUAAUUCCAUUGUCGGUGCUCUGCCAGCCGACAUUGCUGGCCUAAGACAAAUCGACCAAAUUGAUGUUUCUAGUAACUUCUUGAAUGGAAGCAUCCCAGAAUCAUUGGGACAGCUCAAUAUGCUAACCUAUCUGAUUCUCUCACACAACUCCUUGGAAGGUUCAAUUCCUAGCACUCUCCAAAGUCUAACUAGCUUAACAUGGUUAGACCUUUCCUCAAACAACCUCUCUGGUUCCAUUCCCAUGUUCCUUGAAAAUCUUACCGACUUGACUAUGCUGAACCUCUCCUUCAAUAGGCUCGAAGGCCCAAUACCAGAGGGAGGAAUUUUCUCUAAUAACCUUACGAGACAAUCUUUGAUUGGGAAUGCUGGGUUAUGUGGUUCUCCACGUCUUGGAUUUUCACCCUGUCUUAAAAAGUCUCACCCUUAUAGCAGACCUCUUCUAAAACUUCUACUCCCAGCCAUCUUGGUAGCUUCUGGCAUCCUUGCUGUUUUCUUAUACUUAAUGUUUGAAAAGAAACACAAGAAGGCCAAAGCUUAUGGUGAUAUGGCAGAUGUCAUAGGCCCUCAGUUACUCACCUAUCAUGAUCUCGUCCUUGCCACUGAGAAUUUCAGUGAUGAUAACCUGUUGGGAUCUGGAGGAUUUGGAAAAGUAUUUAAAGGCCAACUUGGCAGUGGUUUGGUUGUUGCUAUAAAAGUUCUAGACAUGAAGCUGGAGCAUUCGAUCAGAAUCUUUGAUGCUGAGUGUCAUAUACUACGCAUGGUGCGACACCGCAACCUGAUAAAGAUACUAAAUACCUGUUCGAACAUGGACUUCAAAGCAUUGGUUCUUGAGUUCAUGCCAAAUGGCAGCUUAGAGAAACUGCUACACUGCUCCGAGGGCACAAUGCACCUGGGAUUCCUCGAGAGGCUGAAUAUCAUGCUCGAUGUGUCCAUGGCAGUUCAUUAUCUGCACCAUGAGCACUACGAGGUGGUUUUGCACUGUGAUUUGAAGCCUAGUAAUGUGCUAUUUGACAAUGACAUGACAGCACAUGUGGCGGAUUUUGGCAUUGCGAAGUUGCUAUUAGGCGAUGACAACUCGAUGAUUGUUGCUAGCAUGUCUGGAACGGUUGGUUACAUGGCACCAGGAAAUUGGCGAGGGUGGCGUGAAGCAGCGCCAUGGCAACGUGGCUUCUUCAUCAACCUCGCAAAGAGUGGUCGCUACAUAUAUGCAUAAUUUGUGGAAAACCUUAGGGAUACAAGAAAAAAAACAGAAAACUACCAGACGGGGUGGACCAUAUAUGCGCUCUUCUUUUUUGUUUUUGACAUCUCUUGUGUAUGUACGUGCAUAGAGAGGGAUUAGCUGGUUCUUAGGAGCGAGGGCUUACCUAAAUCAAUCUAAUUUAAUGGUUGAAAAUAUUGGAUUCACCGGUUUAAAUGCAAAUCGAUGACUAUAUGUUUUGUUUUCCCCUAUAUUUUUUCUUAAAUUUUCUCCUAUUUAUUAGAGCAUCUCAUGGCAUCUUACAAGUGUUUGUAGGAGUAUAUAUAGGAACACUAUUACUUAUGGUCACAAUCUACUUAUAGUCAACUAUUGUUUAUUGGGAUUUUGUGGCAUCCUCUAUUUACCUAUGAUUUAUUGUUAAUGGUUUCCCACUUAGUACCAUCCUUUUAUCUUUGGUGCUUGAUGACAUACAUGUUUACUGGAUGUCAACUAAUUAUUAGGUGCAUUGUGCAUGGAUGUAUCAUAAGCAAUAUAACUUGACGAUUGGUGACACUGGUUUAUAUAUAGAACUUAUUACAUGGGAUUUAGCGGGGACAUACGAUUGAUAUAUUAUACCAUUCUUGAUUCACAAAGUAUAUUAUAUACUACAUAUUUAGUUUUAGUACAUAAGUAAUAAAUUUAUGGUUAAGUUCUAAAGUACUUAUCGGAUUGGAGUACUCCAUUAUUUAUCGUGACCACGUUUACCGAAUUGCUAAAUGGUGUGUAUUUUACAAAAUAAUUUUUAUUAUAGAAGUUUUCUAAAAAAAUAAAAUCCAUUUUCAAGUUUGUAAUAUUUAAUACUCGAUUAAUCAUGUGCUAAUGACUUGUGUCUUUUCGCGUGCCCUAUAUAAGCUAAAUCAAUGAGCCAGAUCGAACGAAGGCUCUAAGUAGGAGAAAAAGGAUAUUAAUAUGGUGUCAAAUGAAUAUAUUUGAUAUUCAAUUUUCUAGUAAUAUAUGAAUAGAGUAAACACAUAAUACAUGAAAAUAUAUUUGUGAUAAAUUUAGUAAAAUCCUUUUUCCAUAUAAGUAUUUUUUACAAUAGGGAGUGAAUAAUUUUUGAAAUUCUACCCACAGUUGAAGUUGUUUUUAUUUUGGAAAAUGUAAGUCUAAUUUAACAACCAUAUAAUCUAUACUUUUAAUUUAUUUAUGUUUUUUUAUGUUUCGAUGACAUGCGCCUAAUUGGAAUACAACUCGAAAUAGCAUAUAUUGUUUUACAACUUAAAGCAUAGUUAAUAUGGGUUUAAUUAUUAGUUUGGUUUUCCAUCAAGUCUAAAUGAGAAAAAAAAGAAAAAAUAAGGAUGUGGGACCCGACGUGUGUACAUACCGUACAUAAGUACAUAUUUUUUUUUCUUACGGAGAAAUACAUGUGUAUGUACUGUAUGUAGGUACAUACUUUUUUUAAGGAGGAAUAUCUACGUACCUAUGUGCAUGUAUAUUGGACGAUAGUGGCAUUAUGACGUGGGCCUUUUUAUUGAUAAAUUUAAUUAGUAAUUUUUAAGAUAGAUUUAAUGGUUGAAAAUAAUAGGUCCACCAGAUUAAAUGAAAAUCGAUGGUCGAAUAUUUUUCUUUUUUCUUAUAAUUUCUAUGAUUUAUUAGAGCGUCACAUGAUGGUAUAUGAGCGUUUAUAUGGUACUUGUGGUAAAUUAAAAGGGUUUGUAGGAAGUUUAUCCUCUUGAUUACUUUUUCUCCCUUUUUCUCUUUAUGAAAAUAUUUGCAACAAUAAUUUUUAAAUUACUACAUCCUUCUAAAUUAUAUAUUUAUUUGUAACGAUAUAUUUUAUAUCAUCAUAAUUUUAAACUUUUAAAUCAUACGUUUAUUUUUUAUCUAUUUGGACCAUUAUGUUAUUUAUGAUAAAAACCACAAUUAGAAUUUGACAUAUGUUGUCUAUUUCACUUGUGAAAUGUAUAUUCUUCUAAAUUCUAUUUACUAUUCCUUGAAUGUCAUUCAAACAUGUAUAAAAAGUUAUAAAAAUAAAGUGACUAUAUAUUAUUUUAUAUAUUAUUUCAUCUUGUACUACCUCACUGGGCAUGCAUAAAUAAAAUAGAAAGUGACUAUAUAUUAUUAUUGUUAGAUCGACUUUUUAAAGCCUCACUAAUAAGAAGAAUGCCUGAGCAGCUGAAAACAUAUAUUUUUAAAUCAUAUGUUUUUAUUGUAUGUUUGUUUACCAUAUUUGUAGAGUAAUAAAUUUUGUUUUUCUACUAUAGAAAAUACUAUUUUUAAAAAAUCUAUUUUUUUACCGACGUACAUAUAUAUUUUUAAUGAACAGUAUCUAAAGUUUUUUUUCAUUUGUGGGUACACACGUGAGAUUUCUUUUUUUCCCAUGAUGCAUACGUACGUGAAAUUUUCCUUUUCUUUUCCGCGUACGUAAGUGACGUGAGAUUUUCCUCUUUUUUUUCCAUUGUGAUCUAAUCCAAUGGUCUAAAAUAAUGGGUCCAUCAAUUUAAAUGAAAAUUGACGGUGAGAUUAUAAAAUGCCACGUGGCAAUCUAAGAGCGUUUAUAGGAACACCACACAACGGUUUAGGAGCGUUUCUAGAAAGUUUAAUGGACUUUUAGUAUAUAAUAGAUAGAUAGAUAGAUAGAUAGAUAGAUAGAUAGAUAGAUAGAUAGAUGGAUCACGUGGUGGCCUAGUAGCGUAUGUAUGAUGUUCAAUGGCCUUUUAGUACUCCCUCCAUAUUUUAAUAUAUGACAACGUUGACUUUUGGACCAACGUUUGACUAUUCGUCUUAUUCAAAUUUUUUGUGCAAAAAGGUAUUUAUGUCAUGUUUUAAGAACAUUUGAUCAUAAAUCAAAUCACAAUAAAAUAAAUAAUAAUUACAUAAAUUUUUGAAUAAGACAAAUGGUCAAAUGUAUCUUAAAAAGUCAACAGUGUCAUACAUUAAAAUAUGGAAAGAGUAUAUAAUAAUAUUCUGCCUCAAUGAUUGGUGGAUAGCAGUACAUACAUAGAAUUGAUACAAGGGCUAAGUGUAACAUAGAAUUGACACAUAAGGCAAGAUAUGUGUGAGACGAGUACAUUGGACCUUAUAUACUAUAUACUCAGAUUAACUUAAGUUUAAACUCGAAAGAUUGAAGAUGAACGGAUAAACAUAUACACCUCCUAUUACUCUUAAUUAAGACACAUUGGUCUAGUUCAUUUAACUAUUUUUUAUAGUCCUUUAAAUACUAAAGAUAUAAUUAUAUCAAAAUAUUUAUCUAGACAUAUCUAGAUUUACAUUAUUGUGAUAAUUCAUAUUUUAAAGUGGAGAUAAUAUUUUUAAUGCUAAUCACAAUUAGAGUAUUUUAGUUUGGGAUAUUGUAGAUUGCUUUAAAUAUGAAAGUUAUGAUGACGUCAAUUUUUCAUGAAAUAUUUAAGUAACAUUACUUCGUUUUGUGAAAAAUAAUAUUAUUUUAACAUAUCAAUAUUAGAACAGUGGUAUUUUUUUUGAGUGCUAAGCAGAACUAAUUAUAGUAUUUUAUUUUAUGAUAUUAUAGAUCUAAUCUAAUUAUACAUGAUUGUGAAGUGAUAUAUGAUGAUAUGAUCUACAUUAUCUAUUUCUACAUAAUUUUUUUUAUUAUUGGGAUGGCAUGCGAAAGGUACUGAUAUGAUUUAAAAUAAUAGAGGAAUUAUUUUUGAAUGUUACUAACGAUUUAAGUGUUUUUAUUUUUGUCAUAUCUAUCAUAUUUAAUUUUUUUAUGAAUAUUUUAUAAAGUGAUACUUGAUCAUAUAAUAUACAUUGUUGUUUUUUCUAUUUUUUUUAGCAGUUUCAAUUGCAUCCUAAGGUUAGGAUAUGAUGAAAAUUAAAUAUUCCUUAUGAGUUAAAUAAUAUAGUAGCUUUUAUUGGUAAAUAAUAUAGUAGCUUUUAUUGGUAUUUGAAUGAUUGAUUAAGCACUAUGAAUACGACAAUGAAGAACGAUAAAAAAGAUUUAUGUGCAAUUUAAAGGUUAUGAUUAUUUCUCUAUACGAAAAUUAUUUAAAAAAUAUUUUUAAUUAUAAUAAACUUGAAAAGAAAUAAAGAGACGAGAAGAUUUGAUAGGAGGGGGGAGGAUACGUACUCACGUAGGGGAGGAGGGUGGGCUGGUGGGGAGAGGGGAGGGAGAUGGAUUGUGGUGUUUUUUUUUUCUAAAAAUAAAUCUAAUAGAUGAAAAUUGUGGGCCUACCGAUUUAUUAGAGAGCCACGUAGCAGUUUAGGAGCAUUUAUAGGAAUCCCACAUAGCGGCUUGAAAGUUUUUGUAGGAAGUUUAAUGGACUUUUAGUAUAUAAUAGAUAGAUAGAUAGAUAGAUA